Messenger RNA from Notodromas monacha, 2346 nucleotides. NCBI's taxonomy places the organism in Eukaryota, Metazoa, Arthropoda, Ostracoda, Podocopida, Cyprididae. The record is from the annotation of a GenBank genome assembly.
AUGGAUAAUUACCCUCGAGACCAGCGACAAAAGGAGUAUGAAGACCACUUAAUCAUCAUUUGCUUCAACCCAGCGAGUCCUGAAACAGACGACAGCGCCGCAACCGCGGAAGAGUUAAUUGAAGGCACAGAUGUUGUCAAGACUGCCUGUGGGAAACUUCUGGGACGAGCCAAGGACGGCGGGUUCGAGUACCUCGGGAUCCCCUACGCCGUUCCCCCCGUUGGUCCCCGUCGCUGGAAGCAAUCUUUCCAACCGCUUCUGCCCAGCACCACCAGCAAUAAAUCGGAACCCGGAUCGGAUGGGGCUGCUUUGCCGAGCCCAUCAUCGUGUCCGGUCACCUGGUUCACCGACAGUGUCGAGGCGCGGGAUGCGACGAAACCGGCGCCGCGGUGCCUGCAGAUCACGGGCGACGCGGACGACGCCGCCGUCGUCGGCGCCGAGGACUGCCUCACGCUGGACGUGUUCACGCCGCGAUUGGGUCGCCGCCUCAAGUUGCCUGUCGUGUUUGUCAUAUCUGCGGAAACGCUCAACGGGGAUUUCGGAACGGAGCCACGGAAGCGACAUCUAGCCGCCGUCGCAAAAGCCAAUCAAGUGGUUCUGGUCGUGCCGCGAUUCCGUUUGAGCGCUCUGGGCUUCUUGACGCUGAAUGAGCUGAGUAAGGAAUCCGAUUCCGGGAAAUCGAGCGGGAAUUAUGGCCUCGGAGACUUGAUUGCAGCAUUGCGAUGGGUCAACGCUAAUAUCGGCAGUUUUGGAGGGGACAAGGGAAAAGUGACGCUUUUGGGAGUGAACCGGCCCCGAAGCAACCACGGCGGGGGUUACUUUGCGAAUGAUGCCCUUUACAUCACGGAAACGGUGAACUCGUUGCUCUGGCAAAAGGUCAAAUGUGACAAAUCCAUGGCAUGCAUGAGAGAGCGAGAUGCGGAACUGAUUCUGAAAGCAGUGCCGGAAAACAGACGCAGGUUUUGGUAUAGUAUGCCUCCGGAAGAGAACAACAAAGUCAGACGGUCUUGGAUUGUCGUCGAUGGAGUCCUACUCAAAUCUAGUCCUUUGAAUGCGUGGGCUGAUCCGCAAUUCCGCGCGGAUGUUCCUGUUGUGUUCGUAUUUUUAAAUCAGAUCANACGGAAGCGACAUCUAGCCGCCGUCGCAAAAGCCAAUCAAGUGGUUCUGGUCGUGCCGCGAUUCCGUUUGAGCGCUCUGGGCUUCUUGACGCUGAAUGAGCUGAGUAAGGAAUCCGAUUCCGGGAAAUCGAGCGGGAAUUAUGGCCUCGGAGACUUGAUUGCAGCAUUGCGAUGGGUCAACGCUAAUAUCGGCAGUUUUGGAGGGGACAAGGGAAAAGUGACGCUUUUGGGUCACUUGGCCGGGGCUUCGUUGGUCACGGCAUUGACUGCAGUUGACUCCAAGUUCUUGAAGACGGAAGAUGGAGAUAAGAUGUUUCAUCGCGUAUGGAUUGCAAGCGGCGGGGGUUACUUUGCGAAUGACGCCCUUUACAUCACGGAAACGGUGAACUCGUUGCUCUGGCAAAAGGUCAAAUGCGACAAAUCCAUGGCAUGCAUGAGAGAGCGAGAUGCGGAACUGAUUUUGAAAGCAGUGCCGGAAAACAGACGCAGGUUUUGGUACAGUAUGCCUCCGGAAGAGAACAACAAAGUCAGACGGUCUUGGAUCGUCGUCGAUGGAGUCCUACUCAAAUCUAGUCCUUUGAAUGCGUGGGCUGAUCCGCAAUUCCGCGCGGAUGUUCCUGUUGUGUUCGGAACUACAACACAUGCAGAACUUCGCCCGUGGACUUCCCAGUUCACAUUCUCAGCAAAUGCAGAGAUCCUCUUGCUGAACACAACUUCAAAAAUGAGAGAUCAAUUAACAGAGAACUUUGAAGAAUUUGAUGAGAUAGUCAGAGCCACUGCUCUGCAAAUCCUUGGCGAGCCAGGCGUGGUUGCAACCCAGGACGCAAAAUCCCAGGACCCUCGCGCCAAAUAUUUUGCACUCCUCACUGACGUGCGGACCAAGUGUCCCCUGUUGAAACUCGCUUCGACAUUGGCGAGUCACUCAUCUUCUCCAGUUUACUUCUACGAAGCCACGCAUCCUCGUCCACAGAGUGGUGGCUUGGAUUUUGAUGCAGUGGACGCUUAUGCUGAUGUGGACGCCAUCUUUGCGCCAAAAGAAACUUCUCCUCUUCAAACGGCCUUUUUUGAAUUUGUCAAGAGCGGCGAUUUGUCUUCUGCUGAGCCGUUUUCGGCCAAUGGAAAGACAACACAGUUUGGGCUCCAAGUCAAGCUGGUGAAUCGCACAGAAGCGAUGAAUUGUGAUAUUAUCCUGGAUUCUUUGUACCCUCAGUUUGCGCGGAUGGAUUGA